UUUCAUGAUUAAUCUAGGGUGAAGUUCAUUCGUGAUAUAGUUACUUAAUAUUGAUAUAUUAAAAAGGAAAGGUUAUUUAAGCUGCGUAAAAAUAUACACAUUUCUUAGGUUCGAACUGCAACUAUAGCGACCUCCGGCAACUUUCCGAGGACGCAGAUACCAGGUGAUUUGGCAAGUUCAGAAUACUAGAGUUUACCCGCGAUUUUAUUUUAUUAUGAUUUCUCCACUGCCUUCAUGAGAUCGCGAUCCAAGUGGCAACGAAGUUGAAAGGGAACAGCAGCAUCUGCAAGUGCGUUGUUUUCGUCCCGAGUUUUAACAGAGGGAAAGUGUAGGUUUUGGUCGGGCGGACUGGGAGUGUGGACCUGCACGUGACCAAGUCCCACACGCACACACGUACACACAUACACAAACGCACACUCUGGGUCUCUACACAUACAGACACGCGCGCACGCCCAUUGCUGCUUCAGUCGCUUUCCACACGGCUUCGUGGAAACAUGGGGAGACUUUACCUCUUACAGUGUUAACCUGUUGUGGUUUCAAGAGUAAGAGUAAGUGAAUCCUCACAAGAAAAAAUAUUUAGGGACAGUGAAAUGCGUGAUUAUCUUCGGUUUAGUGUUUACUUUGGAUAAACAGCCAGUGUAUGUAUACUUUAAAGCAUUCAGUUUUAUUUAAGCUUUUCCAGAGAAAAGUGAAUGGAAAGGAUUAAUAGUAAAAUUAGGGAAGUUCAUGAUCGGAUCAUUAAAGUACAUAUUAUUGCCUUUGGUUUGAAAAGGAUCUAACGAAACUAUUCCAGUUUCAAAACGUGAUCAAUGGAGUAUCUAACAAUUGCGUUAUACUGAAAGAAAAAUAAGCCACACAGUUUGGGCAAACCAGUCCCGUGUUGGUGAAUUGCAUACAGAAGCGUGUCGCGCGACUAAAAACAGCCACCGCCAGCGUGUGCCAAGGAACCAAACCUCGGCCUCGAUGUCCUUGUGACGUGCUCUGUUUGCGAAGUGCACUGGUUUACUUUCAGAAAAAAAACAAGUAAUACAAAUUAAAGACCGUGGAUGCUGUGGAAAGUGAUUAAGUAGGAGUGAUUACCGAUCUGAGGCCGCUGCCUAGUUGAGGCAUGGUAGUGUAGUCGCCGGAGUGGUGUUUGGAUGUUUCCGUGUGACGGCUUGACCUCCAGUGGCGGGCAGCGGUUAUCGCUCCCUCCCCGGGCGAGUCUCGGCGCCUUCACUCCCCCCAAGCACUUCGCCCACCGUCAACUAUCUCCUCUUUGGGAUCAAGGCUAAACGAACGUCGAACUGAGGACAGCGGCCGCCACCCUCUCUCGCGCCCCCCCUGGUGAUGGCGGCGGCGGUGAAGGAGGAACCUGAGGCCCCGUACAGCCUCUCUCUUCUACUCGGCGAGCGCAACCCCAGGUGCAGACCCAUGACAGCUUCCGCUCUCGGUGGGCCUCCGCCUACGCCCCAGCACCAGCAGAACAUCCACCCCCAGACCCCGAAUUCCAUUCAACAGCAAAGCACGCCUCAUCAGCAGCAAAAUCAGCAGCAACAGCAGAAUCAACAGCAGCAGCAACAACAGCAUCAGCAGCAGCAACAACAACAGCAGCAGCAACAACAACAGCAGCAGCAACAGCAGCAGCAGCAGCAGCAGCAACAACAACAACAACAACAACAACAACAACAGCAACAACAACAACAACAACAACAACAGCAACAGCAACAGCAACAGCAGCAGCAGCAGCAAUUGCCAAUGACGGGAGGGCCAUUCGAGCGAGUGCCAGCCCACUCGCCCUCGGCCAUGGCCCCAUCGGAGGCCUCCAAGAGGCAUCCCUCUCCCAAUAAGCCUCCAGCUAAUGUACGUCUCCGUAGCAGUUACAAGAGUCACGUGAAUAUGCUUGCUUUUAUUGUUAGUGACGGGACCCUCUUUCUCAUCGAAUCAUCGAGAAGCGUCGGCGAGAUCGAAUGAACAAUUGCCUGGCCGAUCUCAGUCGACUCA
Molecule: messenger RNA, 1983 nt
Organism: Penaeus indicus
Lineage: Eukaryota; Metazoa; Arthropoda; Malacostraca; Decapoda; Penaeidae
Exons: 3
Coding region: 1330-1953 (207 amino acids)
Source: RefSeq, a predicted model, not a curated record